AGCCGGUGCGCAGAAGCAGAAGAAGACGAAGAUGGCGCAGGACCAAACCGUUAUAGAAAAACGCCAGCGCGACUCGUACCCUCAGAGCUGCACUCCGGACCAGUGGGCCGUCAUGCUGGACUUCUUGUGUGUGCACACGGGUCUGGGCCGGCCCACGAACGAGAUGCGGUCCGAGACGCGCCAGCGCCUGUGGUCCGAGCUGACCAGCUUGCUGAACGCCCUCGGUCCGAUCGCGAGGUCCCGCGAGGAGUGGCGCCAAUACUGGCAGCAACGGGUGGCCACCGCCAGGCAGAGGGCCGCAGAGCUCUCAAACGCCGUGAGCAGGCUUCCAUCUGGCAGUGAGAAACGAGCGUCACCCGUUGGGCUAUCCGAAGACGACGCCCGUGUGCUGAGCGUCGUCGGCGACGAGGUGGCGCUGGAAGUCGUCGAGGGCCACGUGGUGCAAAAGCGUCGGGAGCGUCAGUCCCCUUCCGGUUCAUUGUACCCGGUACCAUACCAGGCUGUUCCCCAGGCGUCCACUGCAGCAACCGAGGCCACGACUUCGCGGAAGCAGCGCACGCAUGACUAUCUCGCACGCCUCACGGAAGCCCAGGAGCGCUUGACUCAACUGAGGGAGCAGCAGGCAGCUGAGGACACCAAUUUUCGUACCCAAGUGCUGAGGCGCUUCGAAGAGGCUCAAGCCACCACGACUCGCCAGAUAGCCAUCGCGGAGCACCAGGCGCGGGUCAUGGACGAGCUGGCGGCAACCAUGCAGAACAUCUUGAGACUACUUGCGAGAGACAGCCAGCAGCCGCCUCCAAAACACUCGAAGCAGUGA
Molecule: messenger RNA, 817 nt
Organism: Dermacentor silvarum
Lineage: Eukaryota; Metazoa; Arthropoda; Arachnida; Ixodida; Ixodidae
Exons: 4
Coding region: 32-817 (261 amino acids)
Source: RefSeq, a predicted model, not a curated record